Messenger RNA from Sinocyclocheilus anshuiensis, 1135 nucleotides. RefSeq names its product UPF0462 protein C4orf33 homolog. The record is from RefSeq and is a predicted model, not a curated record. The transcript is spliced from 6 exons. NCBI's taxonomy places the organism in Eukaryota, Metazoa, Chordata, Actinopteri, Cypriniformes, Cyprinidae. The coding region runs from base 19 to 762 and encodes 247 amino acids.
GCGGUGCAGCUUAUUAAAAUGUUCCCAGGAAAUUUCAACCCGCUUGCGUUCCGUGCGUCUUAUGGAGUUCCUGUUUUUUUCAUGGUUCUUGAAUUGAGGAACUAUCAAGAUGAGGACCCUCGAUGUGAUCGAAUAGGUGUCUGCGUUGGUUGUAUCCUCCUGACAGUCAUGGAGUUCCACGUCAAACAUACCUGGGACAGCUUACAUGUGGGUCAUAAGCCGAUAAAGAUUCGCUUCUCACCUGGCGAGGAUGGUUUGUUAAUGCAGGUGACUGCUCCAUUCUUUAAUGACCCCCCUGCACCAGCUGGAAAACCUGGAGAGCCGUUCCCUGGUCUCUGGGACUAUGAGGUGGUGGAGUCAUUCUUCCUGAACAGCAACACUGAGCAGUAUCUGGAGGUGGAAGUCUGCCCUCAUGGACAACAUCUUAUUCUGCUAUUGAAUGGAAAACAUAAUGCGUUUAUGCAACAACUCCCUCUAUCAUUCAAAGCCAAUAUAAAGAACAAGACAUGGAAGGGAGAAGCACUUCUACCUUGGAGGUAUUUCCCUCAGGGCAUUAAUAAGAUGAAUUCCUAUGCCAUCCAUGGCUCUGGAGCUGGAAGGACCUAUGAGGCUCUGUAUCCUGUUCCUAGAGAAGAUCUAGUAGAAGGACAGGGACCAGACUUUCAUCGACUUGAGUAUUUUCAAGACUUCACUCUGCAAAGCAUCAUGGGAGAAGACUGGAUUCAGCCAGAAUCUGACCUGUGGGAUUUGCCAGGCCAAUAACCAGCUGAAAAUCACAAAUUAAGUUAAAACUGUCUUCUAAGCAGCUUUUUAAUGCAGUAAUUACUCGCAAUUUACUUCCAUGGCUAUGUUAGAGCACAAACUUCACUGCGGUCUAAUCAAAGUUAACGAUGUGGCUUGUUUUAAUGUGGGUGUAAUAGCAAUAUAAUGGCUUUUAUUAUCACAAUUUAAUAAAUCUUUUAUCAGUAAUGCGGCACUAUCUCAGAUGUAAGUACUCCAUCCAGCACCAAAUAUCUAUGCAAUAUAUAGCAAAUGGGAAUUGUUCAUUUUAUAUAGGCUACUGAAACGAAGCUAGCCAUUUAAUAAUGGAGAUGGUAAAUGUGGAAAUCGAACAUUUAAUAAACAAACGAUAACA